This is a messenger RNA of Dichomitus squalens LYAD-421 SS1, 543 nucleotides long. RefSeq lists its product as uncharacterized. Bases 4 to 510 code for a protein of 168 amino acids. Gene Ontology annotation, biological process: intrinsic apoptotic signaling pathway. Gene Ontology annotation, cellular component: mitochondrion. The transcript is spliced from 2 exons. NCBI's taxonomy places the organism in Eukaryota, Fungi, Basidiomycota, Agaricomycetes, Polyporales, Polyporaceae. The record is from RefSeq and is a predicted model, not a curated record.
GCCAUGCUCAGGCUUUCUCGAGCAUCCUCAUAUGUCUCUAUAAAGCUCUCGGUUCGGACAUUCCAUGCGUCGAUAGCCCGCCAGCAUCUGGUCGGUCCUCCGGACCCCGUCUCUCACCUCCGCCCUGUCAUAUACGAUGACGUGCCUCCACCUCCCCCGCAAAGCCGGCACCCCUACUCGCUCAAGGAGUUCACAGGCGAUACGCGGGAGUACCAGUGGAAGAUGCAGAGACAGGAGCUCGACGCGUUCAACCACGAUUUCUGGAAGGAGUGCAACACUCGCUUCUACGCCGCCAAGGAAGCAGUCCUGCAGAGCCUUCCAGAAGGCACCACCCAAGAGCAGCGCGAGGUCGCGCUCUCUGACUUCUAUGGCCGGUGGGUCGCGCAGGAGAGCAAGCGGCUGGACGAGUAUGGGGAGGAGUGGAGGCGGCGGAAUUGGGCGACGAUUCUCUUGGAGGCACGCGUCUACUACGAAAAGCUCGUGUCUCGUAUCAUGCAUCCAUUCAGGUGAACACAGUACCUGCCAGUGCUUCGGCCGAUAUCC